CGACGACGACGACUUUUGCUAGGUGCAUCCCGCAUACACAAUUAAUUAGGAAUUUACAUUGGAGGUCUUCCCUUGGAGGUCACCAUGUCUUCCUUCUUUACCGUUCCCGCUUCUCAGCGCAAGCGCAAGAGAGACGAUCGCGCCGCCGCUCCAGCAACUAAAAAGAGAGGCGUCGAUGCCAAAAAUGACGCCGCAGGGGGUCGCCGAGCCCGUGAACGAGAUGAUUCUAUCUCUGGAAGUGACUUGGACGAUGACGAAGGCGCAUUGGGGUCCGUGGGAUCUGGCGAAGAGUCUGAAUCAGACUCUGAUGACGGCGAAACAGCCGCAGACCGGAGAUUAAAACUCGCUGAGCGAUACCUGGACAACAUUCGAGAGGACGUCGAAGAUACAGUCGGUUUCGACGCCGCCGAAAUCGACCGAGAUUUGAUUGCCGAGAGGUUGAAGGAGGACGUGGACGAGUUCAAAGGACGCGCUUUCCGGCAAAUUGCUUCCCAUCUAUCUUUCUCUGAACCGUCUCAUUCAUUUUUCCGCUCCGAUACCCAGUCAACUACUUCAAUCGCCGUUCAUCCGCCUUACGCCUACACUGUUUCGAAGGAUAAGACUCUGAUUAAGUGGGAAUUGGCCACACCAAGCGCACCGACGACCUCUGAAACAAAAGGAUCCUCGACACGCCCUCCUCGUCCGCAGCGCAGAAAGCCCAAGCGGGUUAAGUAUGCUCGGGGUGUGCGCAAGAUUGCCGAGACAGGUGAGGAGUCCGGACAUACUGGCAGUAUUCUGUCAGUCGCUGUCUCACCCUCAGGCAAAUUCGUGGCUACUGGUGGUGCCGAUAACCGUUUGGUCAUUUGGGAUGCCGAGACCUUGACCCCCAUGAAGACUUUCUCACAGCACCGCGACUCUGUCAGCAGUCUAGCAUUUGCACGCCACAUCUCCACUAUGAGCUCUGGAGAACAGCUUUUCUCUGGCUCGUAUGAUCGUACCUUGAAGACAUGGUCUAUCAGUGGCGCUGGCCACGCCUAUGUCGAGACUCUUUUCGGUCACCAGGACCACGUCACCUCAGUCGCAGCCAUGACGAUUGAUCAGUGUGUUUCAGUUGGUGCCCGGGACCGCACAGCCAGGUUGUGGAAGGUCGUGGAGGAGUCGCAGCUUGUGUUCCGUGGUGGUGCAUCUAAGAAGGCACCCUACAUCGAGAGCAACAUUGAUUGCAUUGCUCCCCUUCCCCCAAUCACUUCGUCACAGGUUCCGACUCGGAAGCCUCUUCACACGAUCCCCUUGGCCCACGGCCUGGAUCCUAUCCCUCCAUUGGAUGAACUCUCCCCUGAAGUCGAUCCGGAGACUUCUGCUCGCAAUGCUCGUCACAUGCGGCGUAUGCCUCGCUGGAUCACCGCCCUCGCAACUCUUCCAGGCACUGAUGUUGUCCUUAGUGGCAGUUGGGAUGGCUGGAUUCGGGCGUGGCGUAUCUCGGACGAUAAGAGGACAAUCAUUCCCCUGGGUCCAGUGGGUGCAGGCUCUCUAGGCCGAGCUGCUCCCGAUACGCCGUCAAAACAGCUCAACACUGCUCUUGCUCUGGACACGACCCCUGAUCCCGAUGACAUGGAAGUCGAGAAGAAGCUUGAGAACGAGACGCAAGAGCCCCAGCCGUUGAUCAAGGGUGUGAUUAACGGCAUUGCUGUGUUUGAGCGUCGUCCCGAGAAUGCUCACACUUCCUCAUCCACGAAACCUUCAUCCAAGUCUCAGAAAGAUUCAGCGCCUGAAGCUCGAGGCCUGUGCAUCGUAGCUGCAGUCAGCAAGGAGCACCGUUUGGCCAGAUGGAAGUGCUACGCCAAUAACUAUGAUCAGGGCAGCACUUCUGAUGGCCGCAAUGGGGCUGUUGUCUUUGAGGUUCCGUUCACUUCCACUGAUGCUAUUGUGGAAACCGAUGUAUAG
Molecule: messenger RNA, 1923 nt
Organism: Penicillium subrubescens
Lineage: Eukaryota; Fungi; Ascomycota; Eurotiomycetes; Eurotiales; Aspergillaceae
Product: ribosomal RNA-processing protein RRP9
Exons: 3
Coding region: 85-1923 (612 amino acids)
Cellular component (GO): small-subunit processome
Molecular function (GO): protein binding; snoRNA binding
Source: RefSeq, a predicted model, not a curated record